AUGACAAAUCUUCAAAAGGCUAUUGGUUUUCUGUUUUAUAUACUAGUUAUAUCUUUGCUUCCAUUGAAAAUCACAGCAUCACUAAAAACAGAAGCAGAAGCACUUGUCAAAUGGAAAAAUAGUCUAUCACCCCCUCUUCCUUCAUGGUCACUCACCAACCUUAUCAACCUUUGCAAUUGGAAAGCUGUUGUUUGUGACAGCACAAAUACAACUGUUUCAAAGAUAAACUUGUCUAAUGCAAAUAUCAGUGGAAAACUCACUGACUUGGAUUUUUCUUCUCUCCCAAACCUUACCCUCCUCAACCUCAACGGAAAUAGGUUUAGUGGAUCAAUACCAUCAACAAUUGGCAACCUCUCCAAACUCAGUUUCUUGGACUUGGGAAACAACUCACUUGAAGGCACACUCCCUUCUGAGCUAGGCCAGCUAAGGGAACUUCAACAUGUUAGUUUUUUCGACAACAAUCUCAAUGGUACCAUUCCCUAUCAGCUCACUAAUCUCCCUAAGGUAAGUUACCUUGACUUUGGAUCAAAUUUUUUUGUAUCUUCCUUUGACUGGUCUCAAUAUUCAAGCAUGCUUUCCUUAAAUUACCUUGGUUUGGAAGAAAAUAAACUCACCGGUGAGAUUCCAAGUUUCAUAUUUGAGUGCAAGAACUUAACAUACCUUGACCUCUCUCAGAACAAAUGGAAUGGUACAAUACCAGAAUCCAUGUAUGGUAAUUUGGCCAAACUUGAAUAUCUCAACCUCACAAAUUGUAGGCUAGACGGAAAACUAUCAUCCAAUUUGUCCAUGCUCUCAAAUCUCAAAGAUCUUCGUCUUGGUAAUAACAUGUUUAAUAGUCCUAUUCCAGCAGAGAUAGGAAUGAUAUCUAGGCUUCAAUUUCUCGAAUUGAACAACAUUUCAGCCCAUGGGGAAAUUCCUUCUUCCCUAGGUCAACUAAAGGAGCUAGUGCAUCUUGACCUCCGUCUUAAUUUUUUAAACUCUAAAGUCCCUUUUGAGCUUGGCCUAUGCACAAAUCUAACUUUCUUGAGCUUAGCAGAAAAUAAUCUAACAGGUUCUUUGCCUUUGUCAUUAGCAAAUUUGACCAAACUUUCAGAUCUAGGAUUAUCAGGUAAUUUCUUUUCUGGUCAAAUUUCUGCUUCAUUGAUCUCUAACUGGACUGAGUUAACUUCCUUGCAAGUUCAAAACAAUAGUUUAAUAGGAAAGGUUCCUCCGCAGAUUGGCCUGUUGAAAAAAAUUAAUAUCCUUUAUAUGUACAAAAAUCAUUUCUCUGGUCCUAUUCCUGAAGAGAUUGGAAACUUAAAGGAAAUGACAGAGUUAGACCUAUCAGGAAACUAUUUCUCUGGUCCAAUUCCACGAACAAUUUGGAACCUCACAAACAUAACAGUCAUAAAUCUUUUCUUCAACAACCUCUCCGGAAACAUUCCAGCUGAUAUUGGAAACUUAACCUCACUGCAAGUUUUUGAUGUCGACAAUAAUAACUUAGAUGGAGAAUUGCCACACACAAUUGCUAAUCUAACUUCCUUAGCUUUUUUUUCCGUGUUCACGAAUAACUUCUCAGGAAGCAUUUCUAGAGAUUUUGGAAAGAAUAGUCCUUCUUUGACUGAUGUCUACUUUUCAAACAAUAGUUUCUCAGGAGAACUUCCUUCUGACAUGUGUAGCGGCCUCAAUUUAGAAGAAUUGUUAGUAAAUAACAAUAGCUUUUCGGGGCCAUUGCCGAACUCUUUGAAAAAUUGUUCAUCUCUUGUAAGAGUUAGGCUUGAUGACAACAAGUUCAAUGGGAACAUCACAGAAGCUUUUGGGAUUCAUCCAAAUCUUAAUUUCAUCUCACUUAGCAAAAAUCAUCUUGUUGGUUAUCUAUCUUCAGAUUGGGGUAAAUGUAUCAGCUUAACUGAGAUGGAGAUGAGUGGAAACAGAUUUUCAGGAAAAAUUCCAUCUGAGCUAAGAACCAUUUGUCUGGAGAAAUCCCAGAGAGUAUUGGAAGAUUAG
Molecule: messenger RNA, 1986 nt
Organism: Vicia faba (fava bean)
Lineage: Eukaryota; Viridiplantae; Streptophyta; Magnoliopsida; Fabales; Fabaceae
Source: the annotation of a GenBank genome assembly